GAGGUUUUUUUUCUAACACGGGACGAGCAACAGGCUGAACCUUUGCUAGUGUCCACGGUCGUGAAUAAACCUGUAUUCAGUGGGUCAACAUUUGUCGUGUAAAGCCCUUAUGGUUGAGGGUCAUCCGGCUUUCGUGGAGCUGGCGGUGGACAACAGAAGAUAACAGCACAUACGCUGCGUUUUUUAAUUAGAAAAGUUUUGUUCCAGGCCGUGGCAUGGAUGAGGCACGGCCUACCAGCGGUGUUCAAACCCACGGGGUGGUGCCGCUGUUUCCCCCUGGACUGCAGGCUAUCUACGGGGAAUGCCGGCGACUCUAUCCCGAACAGGCCAACCCGCUUCAAGUUACGGCCAUUGUUAAAUAUUGGUUGGGGGGACCUGACCCGUUAGACUACAUAAGUAUGUACAGGAGCACGGGCUGUGCGGCUCAGGACGUCCAGGAGCAUUGGCACUAUGUCAGCUUUGGACUGAGUGACUUGUAUGGAGACAAUAGGGUCCACGAAUUUACAGGGGCAGACGGGCCCAGUGGGUUUGGUUUUGAGCUCACAUUUCGACUCAAGAGAGAGACGGGAGAGACGGCUCCACCAACAUGGCCAGCUGAACUCAUGCAAGGCUUGGCUCGCUAUGUUUUCCAGUCCGAAAACACAUUUUGUAGUGGUGACCAUAUAUCGUGGCACAGUCCCCUUGACAACAGUGAAUCUCGUAUCCAGCACAUGUUGCUAACAGAGGACCCACAGAUGCAACCCGUUCAAACACCAUUCGGCUCAGUGAGCUUUCUUCAGAUUGUGGGCGUUUGUACAGAGGAGCUCCAGGCAGCACAGCAGUGGAACGGCCAGGGCAUCCUGGAGCUGAUGCGUGGAGUCAGAGUAGCUGGUGGCUCCUGGCUGAUCACAGACAUGAGGAGAGGGGAGACCAUUUUUGACAUUGAUCCACACCUACAACAGGAGAGAGUGGACCAGGGGAUCGAGACAGAGGGCUCCAACCUGAGUGGGGUCAGCGCCAAAUGUGUGUGGGACGAUCUGAGUCGACCGCCGGAGGAUGAGGAGGACAGCCGAUCCAUCUGUAUCGGCUCACAGCCCCGGAGGCUCUCAGACAAAGACACGGAGCAGAUUAGAGAGACCCUGAGAAAAGGGCUGGAGUUUAACAGCAAGGCAGCGAUACCACCCAUCAGCAGCCAGAGACAGGGCCACGAGAGACCUCAGAGUCGGAAGGACAGCUUAGAGAGUGAGAGUUCAGCAGCCAUUGUUCCCCAUGAGCUGGUCCGAACUCGACAGUUGGAGAGCGUCCAUCUGAAAUUCAACCAAGAGUCGGGCACACUGUUGCCUCUCUGCCUGCGGGGCAGGUUGCUCCAUGGGAGACACUUCACAUUUAAAAGUAUCAACGGAGACACGGCCAUUACGUUUGUGUCCACCGGAGUUGAAGGAGCUUUUGCUACUGAAGAGCAUCCAUAUGCAGCCCAUGGCCCCUGGCUUCAGAUAUUGUUGACUGAGGAGUUUGUGGAGCAGAUGCUGGGGGAUUUACAGGAGCUUAACACUCGUGAGGAGACAGAGUUACCGAAGGAGUACAGCUGGCCAGAAAAGAAGCUGACUAUCUCUGUCCUACCAGACUCUGUGUUUGAUAAUCCACUGCAAUGAGACAGAAACUUCAUCUCUGGAACCCCUCCGCCCCUCUCCAUGCAACCUGCGUACACACACACACACACACUCUGCCAGAAUGGACUAUCGUGAACAGGAGACCUCCCAGAAGAAUCAGUGACCCUGAGCUGUCUGGUUGCACUGAUAUGUUGAGACUGUUUCACUCCUGAGCUUGAGCUAAGGGAGGAUCUAAACUCCUUUGACUGUUGCCGCAUUCUUAGACUAGCCCCACUGUUUUAAAAUGUUUCUCUUGGGCUUGAGUGCUCGUCGAGAAUGUACAACCAGCCCGUCUAGAUGUUUGACCCAUACGAACACUCAUCAUAGGCAAAACUCUCGCUGUAGGAGAUCAGGGAGUGCUUGCAGGGCUCCGAGGGCUGCCACGGUCUGAGGUCCAAAGUAUGCAUCAUAAAUACAUUUGAUACCGCGUCCUGUGAUCUCUGGAUAUGGCGGCGUGGGCCAUAACCUCGUUAAAAAAAGCCAUUCUAUUUAUUCCACUGACCUUUUUAGAAAAGAGUGAAAAGUUACAUGUUGAACUUUCGUUUUUUCAGUUUUUCUUUUCAUUGAGCUUCUUUGUGUGUGUAUAGUAUUUACAAAUGCUGGACAUUUUUCUGUAAUGUUUUUGUCAAACCAAAGUUUUAGCUGUUGGCGGCCCUUAGCCAUCACAGUCAAACGUAUCCCGAAUCUACGAUAACAACUGAACUAUGACUCAUUCAUAUUCAUAUCCUGUGAGGCUCAAACAAGCACAUGACUUGUUUUCUUAUCUGGCAAAUGUUGCAGGUAUAAUCACCCUCCCUCCCCUUAGAAGUUUUAAUUUUUAUUUUUUUAUGAUGAUGCAUCUUCUGAAGUAAAGUCCGUUGAACAUUUUCAAAGAUUAGCAAUCUGCGGUUAUUGUCCUCAAGUUUUUUUGUCAGUAGGCCCGUACUGAAAACGAGUUGUGCCUCAGUGCCUUGUGUUGAAGAGGACCACAGCUCUUAAUGUUAAAGAGAAGUCACAUUUAAUCAAGGCUGCUGGCUUCUGUCUUUUUCUGUCACUGCAUUCCUUUUUAAAACAAUAAGAUUAUAUUUUACAACAGAUUUAUACUUAAGUGAUAGCAUCUUAUUUUUUUCUUCGACUUUUUCUAUUCAAAGUGACAAAUGUAUGGUUAAGAUGUUGAUGUGGAAUUUUGUACUUACUAUUUUAUGACUGAAUUGCCAAGAUUGUAAUCCCAAGUGUGUAGGUAUUUACACAAAUAAACCUGAAACACUAA
This is a messenger RNA of Pungitius pungitius (ninespine stickleback), 2877 nucleotides long. It is a transcript of the gene sufu, whose product is annotated as suppressor of fused homolog (Drosophila). Gene Ontology annotation, molecular function: transcription factor binding. Gene Ontology annotation, cellular component: nucleus; cytoplasm. The transcript is spliced from 12 exons. The record is from RefSeq and is a predicted model, not a curated record. Lineage: Eukaryota; Metazoa; Chordata; Actinopteri; Perciformes; Gasterosteidae. The coding region runs from base 216 to 1631 and encodes 471 amino acids.